This is a messenger RNA of Cinara cedri, 2245 nucleotides long. The record is from the annotation of a GenBank genome assembly. Lineage: Eukaryota; Metazoa; Arthropoda; Insecta; Hemiptera; Aphididae.
AUUAAUUAAAUAUUAAAUAAUUUAUAUAAUCGUUAAUAUUAUUUGUAAUGGAAAAUAUUAUUUAGAUAGGAUAGAAAUACCUAAAUGUAAAAGUAAACAACAUAAUAAAACAUAUGUUUAUCGGGAAUCGAGAAUUUGGCAACAUUGGAUUGUUUAUAAACAAUGAGUUCAUUAAUUUUUGUAGUUAAGAAUGUUCAAGAUUUAGCUAAUAUUUUUAUGUUUAACUUGAUUGUAUUAAGAUAAUAGGCAAUUAAAUACAUUUCUUGUUGAAUGUACUCCAUUCGAAAAAAAUUUUUCCCUGAAGGAAUAGUAAUUAAAUUUUGAAUUUAUUAUUAAAUUCUAGGUAAGUCAAUUUAUUAUAAUCAUUUAACAGUAGUUUAUCAAAUAAUUUUCAUUUUAAAAUAUUUAGGUAAUUUUUAAUACUUUUUGAAUGUAUAUUUCAUUACUAUUAGUUGGUUUUUAUACUUUUUAAUAAAAAUUCAGAUUCAUAAAAUCUUAAAGGAAUAAGUUCCUAUAUAAUAAAUAAUCUAUUAUAUCUUUAAAUACAGAACUUAACUUAUUUUAUAAUAACUAGCAAAAGUUCCAAUUAUCGUUUCUAAAUAUUAAUAGAUAAUAAUUGUACUAAACGUUAAUAUUAUUUAUUAUUGUUAUUAAUAAUAAUUGUUAAAUAUUUAAAACUAAUAUAGUAUAAUUACAACACAAAAUAAGCGAGUAGAAAAUAAUAGUUAUAUAUUUUGAUUGUACCUAUCUCGAUUUAAUAAUAAACACAACUGCACGUGUAAAUAAUUAAUUAUAAAAACUUGUUAUUUGUAUUUUUAUAUGAAAUUUGAUUAUGGAAAUGGUUACAAAAUUUGACUUCAAUUUUUAAGUUUUAUUAUUUUUUAACUUAUGCAUUUUUUUUUUUUUAUGUAGGCAUAGUAGUUUAAUAGUUAUUUACAUUUUUUUUUAGGUUGCAAAUAUUAAAAAGAUGUCAAAACGAGUAACAAAUGAUCGCCCUGAUUAUUCUGAUCCUACAGAUGAUAGUGAUGGCAGUGAUUUUGAAGAAGUAAAGAAAAAAACUAUAAUGGUGGGUAGUGAUUUCCAAGCUCAAAUUCCAGAUGGAUUAUCAAAAUAUGGAGAUGAUCCACCAUACCAGAAUGUUGAUAAACUCCUCUGGGAUCCUCAUAGUACAACUGAUGCAGCUAUUGCCGAAUAUCUCCAUCAUAUUCAUCAAAUUUCUCACGGAGCAAAUAUUUUACCCAAAGGUAAACAUGUACGAGAUGAUGAAAAUGCAUUAUUUUUACUUUUACAAUGUGGUUUUAAUACUGAAGAAGCUCUGCGUCGAAUAACAUUAAAUGAUCAAAUGUUUGGCCGAAGGGCCAUGAUGGUGUGGUCAGAAGAAGAAUGUAAAAACUUUGAAAAUGGUAUUCGUUGUUUUAAUAAAAAUUUCUAUUUAAUUCAACAGCACAGAGUGACUACGAGGACAGUUGGUGAACUUGUUCAUUUUUAUUAUUUAUGGAAAAAGACUGAAAGGCAUGAUGUGUUUGCUAGUAAAGAACGACUAGAAAAGAAAAAAUAUGCUCUUCAGCCAGGUAUUACUUUUUAUGAAGAUGGAGAAAACUCUGUACUCAACCAAAAAUCAAGUCAAGUUGGUAAUUGUUUAAUUUACUGUGAUCCGAAACGGUUGCAGCGACUGGAAGCUUCAGGUGUUCAUGUCACUUUAGUAGAAAACCAUAAUGUCCAUAAUUAAAACGUUUGUUUAAACAAUAUUAAAUGUUAUCCAUACAAAUAUUUAUAAGUAAGACGUUCCUCCAAAAAUUGUCUAUAAUAUUACAUCAUUGAAAUAUUAUUUAUUAAUAAAGUUAUCUAGAUAUCAAAUAUUUUAUGUUAAAUGUCUAUUGAGUAUUAUUAAUUUUAUAAUUUAUAAUUUUACUAUACAUAAUUUUUAUAAGUUCAUGAGUUAUAUUUUGUAAUAUAUUUUGUGUUCUAGAAUAUAAAUACCUAACAGGGUAAUAAAUUAACAGACUUGUAAAGUACUUGAAUAAAAUUAAUUGAAUGCUUAAGUAUUUCAAUAAUUCUUCACACAUAACUUCAUAUUUUAUUUUAAAUAAUUUUAUAGUUUGUAUUUUUAUUUGCAAUAUUAAUAAUAAUUUGGCAUUUCAGUUUUAUAUUAUAAUUAUUUAUUAUGAUUUUGAAAGUUAAAUUUAAUUGAAAAUUUAUUGAAUUACGAUUUUUUAAAAAUAUAUGGAUGAAUUAAAAUAAUGAG